CUUCUUGGCUCUCGCCGACUCGCCGGUACGCGCCGCCGCGGCCCGCCGGGGGCGCGGCCGGAAAAAAGUGGCCAAAUGGGGAACCCCACCUAACACGUCCCUGCGCACGGACAAAACCACUGAAAAAGCUCGACCGUUGCAGCUCACAGGAAGCAAGCAUGCCGCCCGGGCUGGUCGCUGCCGCGCCAAUCGGCCGCCGGCUCUCGACCGCAGCCUCCACGCCGCUGUCCAGCCUCACCGACGCGCUCCUCGCCACCCGCCUCGCUAGCCACCUCCUCACCACGCCACACCUGCCCGCCGCGCUGCUGCCCACGGCGCCGCUGCCGCUCCCCGUCCACCUCCACAUCCUCCGCCACCCGGCGCUCCCGCCGGCCUCCAAGCUCUCCUUCUUCCUCGCCGCCACGCCGCCCUCCUCCCCGCUCCUCGCGUCCACCUUCCCCGUCCUCGUCCGCGCGCUCGCCGCCGGCUCGCCGCCGCUCCUCGACGCGCUCCUCCCGUUCGCGCUCUCCUCCGCGUCCCCGUCCACCCUCCUGCCCGCCCUCCUCUCGUCUCUCCUCUCCGCUUCGCGCCUCGACGCCGCGCUCUCACUCUUGGACGCCGCGCCGCCAGACCUCCUCCCCCGCCUCGCCGCAGCUGCUCUCCCUUCCCUCAUAGCCUCCCCGAACCUCAUCGCUGCGGUCCCCGCCAUCCGCAGGCUGCUUCCCAUCGCCUCCCAACCACCACCCGUCCGGGCCACGAACCGCCUCCUCCUCGCCUUAUCGAAGGAGAACCUCUGCGAUGACUUCCGCUAUGUGUUCGAAGAAUUGUCGAGGAGGGGCCUUCCUUCGAAUGUGAGGUUAUACAACAUUUGCAUCCACGCGUUUGGCAAGUGGAGGCAGCUGGGUAUGUCGCUGAGGCUUUUCGCAGCAAUGAAGGCCGCCACUCCUCCUGUUUCGCCAGACAUAUGCACUUAUAAUUCAGUCAUCCGGGCACUUGUGGUCGGUGCACGGGUACCUGAUGCUCUGGUGAUUUUUGAUGAAAUGAAAUCUUCUGGGAUUGAGCCAGACGUCUUUACUUAUCGAGCAGUCAUGAAUGGGUGCUGCAAGAGUUUUCGGAUGGAUGAUGCACUGCGUGUGUUUCAGGAGAUGCGGGGCAGCAGUGGGGUGAAGAGUGAUGUGGUGGUGUACAAUUCACUUCUCGAUGGGCUGUUUAAAGCAAAGAAGCUUGACGAGGCAUGCGGUUUUUUUGAGACAAUGGUGGCUGAUGGAAUCCAAUGCUCAGCAAGCACACACAACACUCUGAUAGAUGGGCUGUUUAAGAAUGGGAGGGCAGAAGCAGCAUGUCGGCUUUUUUACGAGCUGAGAAGGAAAGGGCAACUGUUGGAUGGAAUUGCUUAUAGUAUCAUGGUGAGGGAGUUCUGCAAGGAGGGGAUGGGGGACCAAGUUGCAGAGGCCGUAGAGUUGGUGAAGGAGAUGGAGCAGCAAGGCUUCAGUGUCGAUUUGGUUACAAUAACAUCAUUGCUAAUAGGUUUUGACAAGAGUAAACGUUGGGACUUGGAAGAGCAAAUAGUAAAGUUUAUAAGGGGCAGCUCUGUAUUGCCGGAUGCCAUUCGGUGGAAAUCAGACAUGAUGGUUGCCUUGAGGGGACCUCAUGGCAGAGACAAAGAUGGGACACCACUGUUUUCCUUUGAUGGUAAUAUGGAUGAUAUGAUGAGUCUGGUUAACCAUGUGGGACAUACAGGUACUGAUGAAGAAACCCCAAAUAGUGAUCCCAAGGAUGAUUGGUCACUGUCACCACACUUGGAUCAUCUUGCUAAACAUGCUGACAGUUUGAACGGCUCUGCUGUAUUUACAAUGCACAGAGGGCAGAGGGUGCAAGGUAUGGGUGCCAAGACUUUUGAUGCUGACAUGAUCAAUACAUACUUGUCAAUUUUUUUAGCCAAAGGGAAGUUGAGUGUUGCUUGCAAGUUAUUUGAGAUUUUUACGAAUCUAGGAAACAAAGGGACAAGUUAUACAUACAAUUCACUGAUGACCUCGUUUGUCAAGAAGGGCUAUUUGAAACAAGUAUGGGCAAUUCUUCAUGAGAGGGGUGGACAGCUCUGCCCUAAUGAUGUAGCAACAUAUAAUCUAAUCAUUCAAGGUCUUGGCCAGAUGGGGAAAGCAGAGGUUGCUAGCACAAUUAUUGACCGGUUGUCAAAGAAAGGUGUUUACAUGGACAUUGUAAUGUAUAACACUUUGAUCAAUCAGUUGGGAAAGGUCGGAAAGGUUGAAGAAGCAGGUUGCUUAUUUGAGCAGAUCAUCAGAAGUGGCAUGAAGCCAGAUGUUGUUACUUUUAAUACAUUGAUCAAUAUUAAUGCAAAAGCUGGUAGACUAAAGGAAGCUGACAAAUAUUUGAGGAGGAUGAUCACAGAAGGCAUUGCGCCAAACUACGCUACAGAAACAAUAUUGAUUUUCCUUGAUAAGGAGAUUGAAAAGAGAAGGAAGCAGCACAAAUGAACUAGCAAAAAAAUACGAACGAAAACAGUGUGAUAUCUGUUAUUUGUAUUAACCAUUACAAGUUCAGAAGGCUUGGCUGAACCAAACUAAUGGAGUGAUGAUCACUUUUGAUAUGCUCACUGAUAUUCCGAUAUUUUCGUUUCUUUUCUGGAGGGGGGCUCGUGGGGACCUUUCUUUUCCCCUUGAACUCCAUGACAAAGAUGUUAAUUCAGAAAUUCCAUACAAAGUACUGAGUAUGGAGCCAUCAUUCUUCCAUUCAUAUCAAAAAAAUAGGAUCCCAUGGGAUCCGUGGAGUAGGCCGCUUCCUACUAGGAUAGGUGCGGGCCCUACAACCAGUGCCUUCUCGUCUGAUGAUGGGAAUGUAUCGAUCAAGGUUGGUUUAAGGCCGUAUCCAUGGGGUAUGAUUGCGGAUAGGUUCCUAUGGUUCUUCCUAAGCUGGCAAUUGACAAAGCUAGGUAUGACUCUGUUGCAUCACCAGGUUCAUUGAUCUAUGGGCAUCAAUUGUCAAGAAAACCAGUUGUAAGGCAAUAAAUAGGGGAUCUAUGGCCAGAAAUUGAUAUCUGUUGCACUGACUCAGUCAUGCUCUGAUUUGUCUUUACAAGGUGCAGUUCACAUUAUGCUAUACUAUGAGUUUCCAUCAAGUGCUUGAACUCUUUCUCCCUUUUUUUUGACAUGAAUGUGCUAUCAGUAUGCAUGUGUUACAACCAAAUGUUUGGAGUAUGUUACCUUUCCUAUAUGUUCUUAGCUUCUUUUAUCAAACCCAUGCUAAAAAGUAUGACUUCUCUCUCUCUCUCUCUCUCUCUCUCCAACUUUUGAACUACGAGACUUUAAGCACAGGAAACAGACUAGGUCACAGAGGCACAGCACUAACAAAAUGAGAAUAGCAAUAAGGUCUCUGAUAUCUUAUUCUAACACUCAAAUUUCUCUCUUGGUAACUCUAGCUCCUGGAAUGCUUAAUGUAGUGAAAUAAACAUUAGAAAACUUGAAACUCUUUUGUUAAUUAGAUGUUGAAUGUGGCAUGUAUGUCAUUCUACAUUUUAUUAUAGCUUCUUCUAGUCAUAACCUACAACAGUGCUUUGUUCCAAGUCCCCAGCUUGGUGUUUUGCCUGUUUUGCGAGCAUUAUAUCCCUUGUAUUCAAUCACUUGCCCUCAAUUUUUUUGGUAUAAUUUUAUUUUUACUAUGCUAAAACUGUGGUGCAAUUGGUUGCAUCAGAUAAUAUGGUAAGCAUACUCUAGGUACUGGAACAUUAAGACAUUAUUAGAAGAAAGGGAAAGUCGCAAAAACUCACCUGCAAGUUAGGGGGGUUCAAAUACCCACAUGCAUCUCACUGACUUAUAGUCUAAGAACUGCAAUAGAUUCCCCUCACCCUGUGCCCAUUGACUGGUCUAUAUAGUUGUUGUUUGGCCUCCAGCAUCCCUCAACUCGUACCACAUACACUUUGGUACUAGAGAUUCCCCAUUAAGGCCCUGUUUGGUACGACUCCGACUCCGGCUUAUCAGGUAGUGCAGCUUAUCUGGUGGAGCUAAACAUUUGGCAAAAACGGCUCCAGUGAUGUAAUAAAUUGUAUUAGGUUUGUGAGGAGCCGUGAGAAGUCAGUUUUUUUGGCCUCAGCUCAUCUACCAGAGCUGUUUUUAUAGGCACAUUUUGCUCGGGACAUCGAAGAGACAUGGAAUUUGCUAGCUCACACCACCAACUUUGAAUUUGGCUAAGUACCAUUAUUAAUUCUUUGUUCUUUGUUAUAACACACCGCUGCUCAACAGAUAUGGUUGACUCAAUCAAGUUAAACAGGGCGAGCAGUCGAGCACUUGCUUUGCCCUUUGUCAUUCAUUCUCCAUUCAUCUCUCUCUCUCUAUCAUCGACGCCUCUUCCUGGAUGACGAUGACAUCGGCUCCCCUUCUGCUUCCUUCGCUGCAACUUUUUGGUUGGUUGGUUGUGGCUGGUUGAUUUGGGAUAGGAGGUUCAUGGUGAUACUUUUAGCAUACUUUUCAGUUAAGGUGUACUUGUUCUCUCGGAUCAGUGGCAUUGUUGCUCAUAACUUUUUUUCCCUAUAUAAUACAUUUUAUCUAUAACGUGAUUAUGUUGCUAUGCCUAGAAUACUGAAGUGCUAUAUCAUUAUAUGAAGUUUACUGUUACUGACAUAAGGAGCUUGGCAAACAAAAUUUGUUUAGAAUAUUUUGGUCCAUGCGUGACACCAAUUGUUUGUUCACAAUAAGCAGACAGAUACUAUUUACUGGAAAGCUUAGUUUAUGGACAUUGUGUACUUUCAUGCGAAGCUUAGUUUUGGUCCAUAUGAAGAUGUUAGGAUUGAACAGUCUGUACUUUUGUGAUCUAGACUAGGAGGAUCUCUAUCAUCAAAUUUGUGGCAGAUUUCAGUUGGAGAAUUGAUUGAGAUUAGGGAUGUACCCAGCAGCAAACUUUUGGGUGGGGGUUGGAGGGAUCUGUACUGAUGUAUUCUGGUGUUGCUAUUGCUCACAUGUAAAACACUUGUACCAGGGUAAUACAUUUGGCUUGAUA
Molecule: messenger RNA, 4989 nt
Organism: Sorghum bicolor (sorghum)
Lineage: Eukaryota; Viridiplantae; Streptophyta; Magnoliopsida; Poales; Poaceae
Product: pentatricopeptide repeat-containing protein At4g01570
Exons: 4
Coding region: 159-2474 (771 amino acids)
Molecular function (GO): protein binding
Source: RefSeq, a predicted model, not a curated record